AAGAGAACGGGAUACCAGAUUUUAGUACAUGCUAAAAUGGCCGCGCCCAUGAACUGAAAUGUGAACAUAAAAAUGGCAUUUGUUUUUAAAUUUUUCAAAACUGUGAGGACGCAUUGGAAAAAGUCCAUCGUUUUCACAGCCAUUGGUGUUUACGGUGUGAAGUUUGGUAUAGACAGAUAUGAAGAUGAUAUGUUAAGGAGACAGUACUGUGCAGAAGCUAAGGUAUACGGUGACCAGAUAGCACAAUUCGGAGGACCCAAUCGGAAAAUAACUGUCUUCUUAAAUCCUGCUGCCAGUGGAACGGAGAGUAAGAAGCUGUUUGAGAAGAAUGCUGCUCCAAUAUUGUAUCUAGCAGGACUAGAGGUGAACGUUGUUAAGACAGAGUAUGAUGGUCAGAUCAAGGAGUUUUUCAAGCUUUUAGAAAGAAAACAUGUGGACGGGGUUGUCGUUGCCGGGGGUAACGGAUCUCUCCUGGAGGUUGUUACUGGUAUGAUGAGGAAGGAGGACAAGGAGUUUCGACAGAAGGUUCCAGUUGGUGUUAUACCAACAGGAAAGACAAAUAAGUUUGCUACAUUCUUCUUUGGUUCUGAUAAACAGAAAGUCAGAAGGAUGUUAGAUUCUGCCAUGGCAGUUGUCAAAGGUGCUACACAAAAGAUAGAUGUUAUCAAAAUACAGGGAGAGGAUGGAAGGUCAACAUUUGCCCUGUGUAGUUUGGAGAUGGGUGGUUACAGAGAUGCAAAAGAGAAAACAUCGAAGUAUUGGUAUCUAGGCCCACUAAAGCACAGAUUUACCUACCUUUGGUUUACGGUGAGGAGCUGGCCACCUUCAGUUAGAGGUACAUUGGAAUAUAUGGAGGCCAAAGAUACAGAUGUGCCAAAACAAAAAGAAAAGAAGGAAGAACCACAGAAACAACAAGAAAGCUGGAUGACCAGUCUGCUGUAUAUGAUAACUGGGUCAAGGAAACCGGUCCAGAUCAUAGAGUCAGGCCUGAAUGAGUCCACGGACAGAAGGAUGCGAACACAAUUACAGAAUACAGAAUGCUACAAACCAUACCAGCGCAUUGCAACGUACACUAAUGGUACAACUUUGCUGAUGGUGACGUUCCAGAUUUUAGCAUGCUCAAAACUUCCCACAACAAUGAAGGGUGUACAGAUGGGCCUUGGACCUGAGGAGAUAGCUAAGUCUGAUUUCAUUACAGAGGGAUGGAAAAGACUUCAAGAUCCUGUUUGGUCAGUAGGCAGUGAUGCAAAUCAACAAACCCUUUGUAGAAAGGUGAAAUUUACACCAAAAGUCAAAAAGGGUACAGAGUUGUGGUACUCGAUAGACGGUGAACAGUUUGAGGCCCUGCCAGUUGAAGUUUCUUUAAUGAAAAAUAAGCUGAAUGUAUUUACUAGUGAAGACAAAUCCCCAAGCUGAUCAAUGUGUGGCAUAGAUUUUUCAAAUUUUAUGUGGGGCAGUCAAGGGUUUGCAUCCUGGAAAUGAUUAAGGACAUGAAGCUAGUGAUUUGUAUUUACGAACCAUUUGUGACAGUUUCUGUGUUGAAAUAGCCGUAUAUUUCCCUGAAUGGUACAUCUAACUGUCUACCUCCCUAUAGUUUACUUUUACACUGCUAAAUUUCUAGAAUGGAUUGGUCCAUCAUUCAGUUUGGGCAAGCAAACUUUGCCAAUUCAAAAUAUUCUGUGCAUGGCCUUGUUCUAUGUUUGACAUUUGUGCUGUUGCUGAAUUGAUUUAAGAAAUAAUAAGUUCCCAAACGUGGUUUAUCGUAGAAUAACCCGAGUUUUGAGUUCUUAUGCGUAGAAAUAUAUCACGAAGGCCUAUGGCCUUCGUGAUAUAUUGUUUUGCAUAAGAACAAAGAACUCAGGUUAUUCUAAGAUAAAUCACACUUGGGAACUUGUUAUUUCGAUUCUAACAUGACAUACUAAUAUAAACAAUGCUAGAAAAAAUGGUAACUACUUUUUACCACCGUGCUACGCACCUGGAUCGGAUGACAUCAUAGCAUGCAAGUGGUUUAUUGCAGAAUAACCGCAGAUAGAUUUUUCUCUACAUGUAUGUAGGUUAUUUGCUGGUCGUGUUAGAAUUUUAAAUAAUUGUUAAGUUUUUAUAUUUUAAAGCAAGUCUAUAAUUAUGAAAAAUAAAAAUUAUCCCUUGUGAUGUUAGUGAUUCAAAACAUUUAUUUCAGAAAUUUAAUUCAUAAUAUCUGAGUAAUUCGAACUAAGAGCAUGUACAGAAAAAUGUAAUGUACUUGAUGGUGAACAAAACUCUGCAAAUAUAUCAUAUUGUUUCGAAUUGAAAAAAAUAGCAGAAAAAAAGAACUAGCACAUUCAGAACCCCAUACAGUAGCAGGAUAUUUUUAUUCCAAAUUUAGGAUCUUUCUCCCCCAUAUAAAUUAUGUUAGUGUGACUCUAAACAAAAUAUUCCAAAUUGAAUAUUAUCUUGGAGUGCACAUGUGUUAUUUAACUGUUACAGUAAUAACUAAAGCAACUUGGUAAGAGGACAAAAUUGGUAAUGGUUAUCAAUGUCAUUAUUAAGCUAGCCGAUUUUGAAACAUGAAUUUUUCAGGUCAGUUAAGUACAUAGAGAAUGGUAAAUCAUUUCAUAGUCUGUUCCCAUGAUUGUUCCAUUUUAAUGAGUAAAAAAAGUUGAUUCAUCUAACUUGUGCCAGACUGGUUUUUAUAUUGAUAGGUUGUAAAUGGCAUUCUAGGACUGUUCACACGCCCAACUUUACUGGGAGUUUCUUCGUAAGUGUCCACCCACGGAAACUGAAAUUGUUGUGCCACGUUUUUUCUGUCUUGCAUAUUAACAACUUUACUGCUUUCAAACAUUUCAAAAUUUUGGUGAUUGUUAUAUCCCAGAGCUCAGAUAUUUAGACUGUAGAUGCUGUCCUGUCAAACAGCUUGAGAUUCAUUAUUUUAGUGAAACCUAGUAAAGUGACAAAAAUGUGAAAGGUUUUGAGUGGUUUUAUCAUUAAAUUAUGUAAGCUUGCUGAUUUCUAGAUAAAUUUAAGAUAAAGAUAAAUGUGCUUAUUAUGUCUCCCACCACACAGUGGUGUGGGAGACAUAUUGAUUUACUCCAGUCUGUGUGUGUGUCUGUCUGUCUGUUACCAAGCUUGUCCGCAAUCUAAGUUGAACAUUUCUCAUCCGAUCUUCACCAAACUUCAACAAAAUGUGUUUGCCAAUAAGUGCUCGGCCAAGUUCGAUAACUAGCCAAAUCGGCCUAGGCACUUCGGAAUUAUGGCCCUGGAUUUACCAAAAACACUCAGAUUUCUUGCACAGUUUUACCCCUAAACCGGCGCCUAUACUACUAGUAGUAUAGACGUCCUUUUGGUGUCAGGAAAGCACAUGCACAUGUGGAUUAAGUAAUCAGUAUAUAAAGACUGACUUACUAUUUACAUGAUUAGGCAGUUGUGGGAGACAUGCGCUUUUCUCAAAAGCAUCUCUAGUUUACAUAUGUUUUUUUUAAUACCCUUGCCAAAUGACAGUGUGUUCAUUUCCAAGGUUGUCAUUUAGAUUUAAGCAACAUUUUGUCAAAUACUUCACUUCCAUUAUACCCUGUUUGAGAUUUAUUUAAGGAACAAACAAGACAUUUACAUAGUUAGAUCCCCAGUUGAAAUGCAUGUUUUUUUUUAUCUUUUGCAUAAUUCUAGAACUCCCUACUUGAUUAUUUUAGUAGCCCCAGGUUUGAUAACUGGGAAGACUUUUGUGAAGUUUCAGAGUACAUUUUAUGGUUACUGAGAUAGAAAUUUUAUGCAAAACUUUAACCAUAAUUUGAUGCUGACGCCCUAUACAAAUUCAUUGCCCAGUUAGUAAAGUAUUACAGUAAC
Messenger RNA from Mercenaria mercenaria, 3819 nucleotides. RefSeq names its product acylglycerol kinase, mitochondrial-like. The transcript has 14 exons. The record is from RefSeq and is a predicted model, not a curated record. Gene Ontology annotation, molecular function: acylglycerol kinase activity; ceramide kinase activity; ATP-dependent diacylglycerol kinase activity. The coding region runs from base 73 to 1416 and encodes 447 amino acids. Gene Ontology annotation, biological process: ceramide biosynthetic process; protein insertion into mitochondrial inner membrane. Lineage: Eukaryota; Metazoa; Mollusca; Bivalvia; Venerida; Veneridae. Gene Ontology annotation, cellular component: TIM22 mitochondrial import inner membrane insertion complex; mitochondrion.